GUAGUCGUUGAAGUCGUCGAAUUUUUCUCUAACGCCGGUGGGUUUAGCAGAUAAACCCUAGAAGAGCUGGGCGGCUUAGUCCCUACUGGCUUAGUAUCAAACUCUUCUCUUUCAUUAUUCCUGUUCGAAAUUCUAGCGACAAUCAUCACUUGGAAGAAGUUAAUGCCAUGGUCGAAUUGGAUGAGAAAGUUCCCUCCUCAUCAGAGGUUGAGGCAAUGAACAAAAGGCGCAAGAGGAAGAGACCCAAGAAAAAUCUUCCUUCAACUACUACGGAAGAAUUGGAACUUCAAAGUUCAAUGCAAGGCGAAGAAGAAGGGGAAGAAGAUGGUGUAAGCAACGAACCAGAGGAGAGAGUGAAAAAAAACGAGAUGAAGAAGAAGAGGAAGACGAAGACGAAAACAAAGGUGAAUGACGAGUUGGAAGACGAAGGGAACGAUAAUGUUAAUGAUGGCGAGGGCGAGGAUGGCGUGGAAGGGGAGGGUGAGGAGGAUGAGAAUAAGAAAAAUAAGGCUAAGACUGGUGGGUCAGGAAUUAUGAGUUCCGUUUCAUUUGAUUCGCUUGAAUUGUCAGAGAAAACUCUACGGGCGAUUAAAGACAUGGGAUUUGAGCAUAUGACUCAGAUUCAAGCCAGAGCAAUUCCGCCUUCUCUAAUUGGGAAAGAUAUUCUUGGAGCUGCAAGGACUGGAUCCGGAAAAACUCUUGCUUUUCUUAUACCAGCUGUGGAGUUGCUGCAUCACAUUUGCUUUACUCCUCGAAAUGGAACUGGCGUUAUAGUUAUUUGCCCAACACGGGAGCUUGCGAUGCAGACACAUGAAGUAGCAAAAGAGCUUCUCAAAUAUCAUUCACAGACACUUGGCCUUGUUACCGGUGGUUCUAGCCGACAAGCUGAGGCUGAUCGUAUUACAAAGGGGGUCAAUCUAUUAAUAGCAACCCCUGGUCGUCUUCUCGACCAUCUUCAGCACACCAAGAAUUUUGUGUUCAAAAACUUGAAGUGUCUCAUAAUCGAUGAAGCAGACAGGAUAUUGGAAACCAAUUUUGAGGAGGAAAUGAAACAAAUUAUAAAUCUUCUCCCAAAGAAUAGGCAGACUGCUUUAUUCUCAGCAACCCAAACACAAAAGGUGGAAGAUCUUGUUCGCUUGUCAUUUCAGUCAACUCCUAUUUAUAUUGAUGUGGACGAUGGUAGAACAAAGGUCACCAAUGAGGGGUUGCAACAAGGUUAUUGUGUUGUGCCCAGCUCUAAAAGAUUCAUUCUUCUAUAUUCCUUCUUGAAGAAAAAUUUAUCUAAGAAAGUAAUGGUCUUCUUCUCAUCUUGUAAUUCUGUGAAAUUCCAUGCGGACCUUCUUAGAUAUAUUAAGGUCGACUGCAUGGAUAUCCAUGGAAAGCAAAAGCAGCAGAAGAGAACUUCUACCUUCUUUUCCUUCAUCAAGGCCCAGACUGGGAUCCUACUAUGUACUGAUGUUGCUGCACGUGGACUUGAUAUACCUGCUGUCGAUUGGAUUGUGCAGUACGAUCCUCCAGAUGAACCGAAGGAAUACAUUCACAGAGUUGGUCGAACAGCUCGAGGGGAAGGUAGCAAAGGAAAUGCCCUACUUUUCCUGAUUCCUGAAGAGAUUCAGUUUCUUCGCUAUCUGAAGGCAGCAAAAGUUCCAGUCAAAGAGUAUGAGUUUAGCGAUAAGAAACUGGCCAACGUGCAAUCUCAUCUGGAGAAACUAGUUGGGAGCAAUUAUUAUUUGAACAAGUCAGCUAAGGAUGCUUAUAGAUCCUAUAUAUUAGCUUACAAUUCACACUCAAUGAAAGAUAUUUUCAAUGUCCACCGCCUUGAUCUGCAGGGUAUUGCUGCUUCAUUCUGCUUUUCCAACCCUCCGAAGGUGAACCUUAACAUUGACAGCAGUGCCUCAAAAUUCAGGAAGAAAACGCGUAAAGUAGAAGGCGUCAACAACAGAUUCAGUAAGAGCAAGAAAGAGGGAGAUGACAGACAGUUCGUAAGAUACUAAGCUCAACUCAACUGCUGUGUUCGUCAAUGAAAUUUUACUUCAAAUUUCUUCAUAGUUGAGGAAAUUUUUACAUUUAUUUGAUGAUGUUCCUUAAAUAGUCUGGUAACCCAGAUGCGAUUUUGUAUCCUAAUAUUCAUACCCUAUUUAAUGAGAGUGACUCUUAUUGAAUGCACAUUUUUGGCAA
Messenger RNA from Cucumis sativus (cucumber), 2178 nucleotides. Its product is annotated as DEAD-box ATP-dependent RNA helicase 51. Bases 168 to 1994 code for a protein of 608 amino acids. Gene Ontology annotation, molecular function: nucleic acid binding; RNA helicase activity; ATP binding. The record is from RefSeq and is a predicted model, not a curated record. The transcript has 12 exons. Lineage: Eukaryota; Viridiplantae; Streptophyta; Magnoliopsida; Cucurbitales; Cucurbitaceae. Gene Ontology annotation, cellular component: nucleolus. Gene Ontology annotation, biological process: maturation of LSU-rRNA from tricistronic rRNA transcript (SSU-rRNA, 5.8S rRNA, LSU-rRNA).